AUGAGGAGGUCAUGUCUUCCCAAAUGCAAACUUGCCCGAAUAAUGGGUUGGCUGCAGAUUAUUUUGGGAGGGUUGGUCAUCUUGGUAAGCAUUUUGAGUCUAACUAGAUUAUACUCUGUUGGUUUUUUCUUCCACAAUGAAGAUAUAUGCCAACAUUUCUAUAGUGUGAAGGAUGUUGUUUAUGAUGGUUUUGAUGCCAAAGCACUCUCUGAUCGAGUUGGAGAAGUAUUGGAUAGGUUGGAAACUUUGCAGGUCAAGCUUGAGUCAAAAGUACAAGAAAUGGAGAAAGACGAGGGAGGCACCUUUGAUAAGAAGUUUUUAGAGGAUGAAAUAGUUAGGCCUCUUCACAAUGCUAAUGUUGCUCUAAGACAGAUUCGGCUUCCAAAGAUUGAAGGAAGGAACUCCACAUUGAAGGAGGAUCCUUUGAUUAAUUUUUUUGUCAGAGAGGAGAUUAGAAAAUAUAUAACCCCAAAGGAGAAUAGAGUUGGUAAGAUUAAUCUAUAUGGGACGGACAAGGUUUAUAACACAAUUGGUCAUGCUUGUGUUUUGCACAAGAAAGAGCUAGAAGAGUACAUGGACUAUGACAUUGGUUCCUACUGUGAUGAUGAUUGGAAUUUAGCUCAGAAGCUUAUGCUCAAUGGGUGUGAUCCAUUGCCUAGAAGAAGGUGUUUGACAAGGGCUUCAAAGGCUUACCAGAAGCCUUACCCUAUCAAUGAGUCACUUUGGAGAAUACCAGAUGGCAGAAAUGUGAGGUGGGGGAAUUACCACUGCAGGAAUUUUGAGUGCUUAUCCAGCAAGAACCCAAAGAGGGGCUAUUCAAAAUGCAUUGGAUGUUUUGAAAUGGAAAAGGAAAAGCUGAAAUGGGUUUCUAAUAGCUCACUUCCUGCAGUGUUUUUGAUCAGUGAUGUUUUGGCAAUUAAGCAAGGAGAGAUAAGGAUUGGACUAGACUAUGGCAUUGGCAGUGGCACAUUUGCUGCAAGAAUGAGGGAACAAAAUGUGACAAUUGUCUCAACGGCUCUAAAUCUUGGGGCUCCUUUUAAUGAGAUGAUAGCUCUAAGGGGUUUGAUUCCUUUAUAUGUUACACUAAAUCAAAGGCUUCCAUUCUUUGAUAACACUAUGGAUUUGAUUCACACCACUGGUUUCAUGGAUGGCUGGAUUGACUUGUUGUUAUUGGACUUUAUACUAUAUGAUUGGGAUAGAAUUCUAAGACCAGGAGGUUUACUUUGGAUAGACAGAUUCUUCUGUAAGAGAAAGGAUUUGGAUGACUAUAUGUACAUGUUUCUUCAACUCAGGUACAAAAAACACAAGUGGGUUAUUUCUCAGAAGUCAAAGGAUGAGGUAUAUCUCUCUGCAUUGCUGGAAAAACCUCCUAGAGCCAUAUGA
Gastrolobium bilobum is the source of this 1383-nucleotide messenger RNA. Its product is annotated as probable methyltransferase At1g29790. Lineage: Eukaryota; Viridiplantae; Streptophyta; Magnoliopsida; Fabales; Fabaceae. The transcript has a single exon. The record is from RefSeq and is a predicted model, not a curated record. The coding region runs from base 1 to 1383 and encodes 460 amino acids. Gene Ontology annotation, molecular function: methyltransferase activity.